CCCAUCUGCAACAAUCAUGAUGGGACCCAUUUCCGCGUAAAGCUUCGUAGUCCUACCAUUUCAAGAGAAGAAUGGGUUUGCGCUGAAACCAUGAACGCAUCGUUUGCUUUAGCAGACACGAGCAGACUCUGAUAUUAGUCUCCUCCACGGCUCCCUCACUCUUUUGCUCGUUUUCUUCUACUUGCAUUCCCCUAAAGAAAGAUCAUAAUCAGAUAACUCUUCCCCCAAGCGUUUGGCGCCAGUUCAAAUUUCCUCAAAAAUGAACUGCGAUCUGGAUUCUAGAGACUAAGAUUCUAUUUUCAUCCCAGGAUAGACCAAGAGGCUUUUGAAGAAACGGCUGUGUUUAAAUUAUCAUAUUCCCCCCUCUUUUACUUUCCCGCUAUUCCUCAUUCCUUUCCUCCAAUUCCCAGAGGCACCAACUGAUGGAGAGACGAAGGAGAGAGUCAGGAUAAGGACACGAAUUAUAGCCCCACAGAGAAAAGAAACAAAUAGCUGAUUCUUCAAGAAAAUUGGAGUAGGGCUACUGCAAGGAUUACUAUACUCGGUGAGCUUGAUACCCCACUUCAGUGAUAAAUAAUACCUUUUUGAUUACAUUUGAAAUCUAUUAGCCACAACAAAGCUAGACGUUACCUCUGGGGUGUAUUAGACCUGUAAGGCAUCAAGUAGAAAAGGGGACAUUUGGGAACUUUGAGCAUGAAAAGGGGGUUAAGAUUCCUGGGUUGGCCCCUGUGGCCUAUAGCCCUCAUCAGCCUCCUCACUACAGUGGAGAUGCUAGAAUUUGGUGGGGCGCCUGGCCAGUGGGCCCGCUAUGGACGCUGGGAAGCUGGAUCAGUGGGCGAACUGAGUUUCAGUCUCAAGACCAACAUCAGCAAAGCCUUAGUACUCUACCUGGAUGAUGGCGGCAACUGCGACUUCUUGGAGCUUUUGAUAGCAGGCGGGCGCCUCCAGCUGCGCUUUGCCAUCCACUGUGCCGAGCCGGCCACGACGCACAUGGAGACACGGGUGAACGAUGACCGCUGGCACAUGGUCUUGCUGACCCGUAACUUCCGUGAGACCCUCCUGAUGGUUGAUGGGGAGACAAAAGUAGCCGAGGUCAAGUCCAAGAGGAAGGAGAUGGCAGUGGUCAGCGACCUUUUUGUGGGCGGCAUUCCACCUGAUGUGCGCCUCUCUGCCCUUACGUCCAGCACAGUGAAGUACGAGCCACCAUUCCUGGGAUUGAUCUCAAAUCUGAAGGUGGGGGAGAUGCCUCCUACUUUGUUAAACAGCCAGGGCAUUCAGAGCGACCUGGAGUACCUCUGCACCAAGCAGAACCCGUGCUUCAAUGGAGGGUUUUGCUCAAUUGAGUUUGGAGAAGUUCACUGCGACUGCAUCCAAACCGGCUUCAGGGGGAAGUACUGCAAGGAAG
Notothenia coriiceps (black rockcod) is the source of this 1405-nucleotide messenger RNA. RefSeq names its product neurexin-2-like. The record is from RefSeq and is a predicted model, not a curated record. NCBI's taxonomy places the organism in Eukaryota, Metazoa, Chordata, Actinopteri, Perciformes, Nototheniidae. The transcript has a single exon. The annotation marks the transcript as partial.